AUGGAGUAUUUAUAUUUUUGUUUCGGAUGUGGAUAAAUUAAUAAUGGUGAUGAAUUCUAAAUUAAUGAAAUGAAAUCGAGAGAUAUACAAAUUUUAAAUUGUUAAAAAUGUAAAUAAUAAACUAUUUGCAUUUAAUGUUUAGAUUGCAAAAUGUAUAAGUAAAUUGAAAACUAUUAAUUUUAGAUAUUGUAUCGAUCAGGAUAUAAAUAAAAUAAUUUAAUGUGUAUGUGGAAGUAAAUAGAGAAACUUUAAAUGUAAUUUUUGUAAAAAUGCGCUUGUAAUAAAAGAUAAGAACUUAAAAUAAACAACAGAAAUUUGUUGUCAUUUUUGUAAGAACAAUUUUUAUAUAAUAAAUUGUCCAGAUUGUUAAUCUAUGAAAUUUAUAGCUUCAUCAGAUAAAAUUAUUUUUUGUUCAGAAUGCAAUUUAUCGUUUAGAAUAGAUGAAUGUAAAUUAUGUAAAGAAGUUGCUUUUUCGAGAGAUUAAGUAGAACCAUUUUUCUUUAAAUGUUAAAAGAAUCAUUAAUAUAUGGAAAUUAAAUGUGUUUAAUGCAAUAAGAUAAAUAAAAUAAAUGGAACUUAGGAGAUCAAUUAUAAAUGUUAAUUUUGUGCAACAAACAUGAAAAAAAUAAUUUGUUUAUGUGGUUAAAAUCAAAUAAGGAAAACUACAAAUGAUUAAGUAGAUAAAUUUAAGUGCAUCAAAUGCACAUUAGAAUAUAAAAUAAUAAAAUGCAAUUCAAAUGGUUGUUCUUUUCCUAUUCUCUAAUUAAUUAAACCUCCAAUAGAAAUAAAAGAAACCGAUACUGGUCCAUUUAAUGAGAUCACAAAUAUAUUUUGUUUCUUUUGUAAACAAUAGAAAUAUAUUUCUACUUGUUUAAGAUGUCAUAUUCAAUCAUAACCAUAUGAUAACCCUUUUGAUGAACCUAAUUAUUGUUAAAAAUGUAAAUAAUAAUUUAAUGAAUACAAAUAUCCAAAAUGCUCUAUUUGUCUAUGUAAAAAAG
Molecule: messenger RNA, 998 nt
Organism: Paramecium sonneborni
Lineage: Eukaryota; Ciliophora; Oligohymenophorea; Peniculida; Parameciidae
Source: the annotation of a GenBank genome assembly